AUGUAUUUGAUGACAAUUUCUCGAUUUAAUGAAGUGGAAGAAACUUUGGACACUGCGACUGGAAUGAUAGCUUCUUGGACCGAUUCUGGAUUUUCUUGGGAUCCUUCUUCCUACGGUAAUGCAGAAUAUAUCAUAGUGCCACAUACCGAUGUUUGGACACCAAAGUUCGUAUUAACAAAUUCCGUUGAAACAUACGAACCAAUAGGAGGGGGUAAUGAUCUAUUUGUAACGAUAAAUUACAACGGCUCUGUUUCUAUUGCUUAUGGCGAUGUCAUGUCAUCCAAAUGUACAGCGAAUGUAUACAAGUUUCCUUUUGAUUCUCAAACAUGUUAUCUUAACUUUGUUGUAUGGGGGAUUGCAGCAAGUGACAUAAACUUGAUAGCAGAUUCUACCCCAGUUGAUCUAUCCUUCUAUACACCAAACUCUGACUGGUCACUAGAAUCAUAUAAAGGUGAAACUUUACUUUGGAAUGGAUAUUCUAAUUUUAAAAUGACUUUUACAAUAAAACGUGCACCUUUAUAUUACAAUAUAGUAGUUGCUUGUCCUACCCUUUUGUUUAGUAUACUGAAUCCACUGGUAUUUCUACUUCCGGUAGAUUCUGGAGACCGAAUAGGAUUAUCAACGACAAUUUUACUAUCAUAUGCAAUAUUUCUGACCAUGGUCCAAAUGGCUGUUCCGGCAUCCUCUAAUCCUAUGAGUCUUUUAUUAGUCAUGAUGAUAGUAACUAUAACAGUCAGUGGCAUAUGUGUUGGUGUUACGAUUUAUAUAUCAUCACUUUAUCAUAGAGAUCCUGAAUCAAAAAUGAACAAAGUUUACAAAUUCAUUGGAUCAAAGACACCAUGGAGACAAAGAUUAUCAGCUAUUCGACCAGCGUCCUAUGAUAUAGAAAUAGUACAUGUGAAAUCCGCGACAGAGGUAACCAUUACCUGGAAAGAUGUUUGCGAUGGACUAGAUAAAUACAUGAUGUGGCUCUCAUACUUGAUGGUUUUUAUUGUUAACGUAACAUACUUCAUUGUUUCUUCAGUGUGA
Messenger RNA from Mytilus trossulus (common blue mussel), 1029 nucleotides. Its product is annotated as acetylcholine receptor subunit alpha-1-B-like. The transcript has a single exon. The record is from RefSeq and is a predicted model, not a curated record. Gene Ontology annotation, cellular component: neuron projection; plasma membrane; synapse. Gene Ontology annotation, molecular function: transmembrane signaling receptor activity; acetylcholine-gated monoatomic cation-selective channel activity. Gene Ontology annotation, biological process: chemical synaptic transmission; signal transduction; nervous system process. Bases 1 to 1029 code for a protein of 342 amino acids. NCBI's taxonomy places the organism in Eukaryota, Metazoa, Mollusca, Bivalvia, Mytilida, Mytilidae.